Molecule: messenger RNA, 2512 nt
Organism: Salvelinus namaycush (lake trout)
Lineage: Eukaryota; Metazoa; Chordata; Actinopteri; Salmoniformes; Salmonidae
Product: centrosomal protein 43-like
Exons: 16
Coding region: 12-1343 (443 amino acids)
Biological process (GO): microtubule anchoring
Cellular component (GO): centrosome
Molecular function (GO): calcium ion binding
Source: RefSeq, a predicted model, not a curated record
CUGAAAGAAAGAUGUCUGCAACGGAGGACGACACUGAGUUGCGGGAUCUGUUGAUCCAAACCUUAGAAAACAAUGGGGUGUUGAAUAAACUAAAGGCAGAAAUGCGCGCUGCUGUCUUCCUGGCCAUGGAUGAACAAGCUAGAGUGGAGAAUAAAACUCCACUUGUCAAUGAAAACUUGAAGAAAUGUCUUAAUACACAGGAUGGACACCUGGUGGCCAGCCUUAUCAUAGACUUCCUGCAGGUGUUCCACAUAGACUUCACGCUUGCUGUCUUCCAGCCAGAGAUCAACUCACUAAAUGGCCUGGGCAGCCGUGAGCAGGUGUCUCGUGAUCUGGGUAUCACUGAGACCGAUAUGAAUAGGACCACUCCUCUGCUGCUUGAGCUUGUCAAGAGAGGCAGACACAGGGAGAAGGCCUCCAUCUUCUCAGCGGAACUAUCCCCCAGGCAAAUAGCAGAUGCUCGGCAGAAGUUUGACAGUUAUGACAAGGACAGAACUGAUGGGAUAUGCAAAGAGGAUUUGGAAGCUCUGUUCGGAGAUGUCUUUCCCAACUUCAACAAGAACAUGCUGGAGAGGUUCGUCACUGAUGAGCUCCGAGCUGGAGACAAAGCCUCCAGUAAAUCUAGUGACUUCCAAGAGUUUCUGGGCUUGUACAGGCGCUUCUUCAGUCAGUGUCGAAGUGUGAUCACCCAUGACACCAGUGAUGUCAUUCACAAUCCCAGUGGAUUUGUUGAGAAGAUGAGCCCUUCACCGGCGAGUAAGAUCCCCAGGUUUAAAGGACAUAAGAACAGUGCGCAGGAGGAGAAGGCUGACGCCAAGGGCGAGGAGGUCAGCCACAGUGGCACCAGUCUGAACUUCGUCUCUCUAAAGGGUAAAGGUCAGGGUCACGUGGUGUCGAGGCACAGCGAGGCGUCCGGGGACAACGGCAACGCCCCCGUGGCGAGCCUGAAGAAGGGUCUCGAGGUGGAGGAGCACACAGACGAGAGCAACUCGUUCUUUGACGACCCUCUGCCUAAACCACAGAAAACCUAUGGCUGGAGAGCAGCAGAUUUGGGGAGGGGAGUGGGCAGCAGCACCCUGGCCUCCUUUUUGGACCCGGUCACACAGCGGAGUGCUGCAGGUGGGGGGUCCCACUCAGGAGAAUCCCACCACAAAGACCUCUCAGGCAGCAGGAACGAUGAUGACGUUGACUGUGAUGAUGACUUUAACAGCCAUCGAUCAGAUAUCUCUAAGCGUGAGGUGAGCAUUGGAGAAGAGAUCGAGGAGGUUUCCGUCGAGGGACCUGACAACAGCAAUAAGCCUAUCUAUCCCCCCCAUCAGUUUGAUGAGACACUGAGGUCCUGAGUGGUAUCUCAGCUCAGCCAGACUCAAGGAGCUGACUACAUGGAGGAGGUGGCAUGACAGUCCAUCAGCCUUAUACCACACAGGCCAUUUCUACUAUGUUAACUAUUAUUUAUGUUGUGUGUACCAGAUGAGGCUGGUGGGAGGAGCUAUGUGAGGAUGGGCUCAUUGUAAUGGUUGUAAUGGUAUCUUUGGAAAGGAGUUAAACGUGUUUUGACUCCGUUCCAUUAAUUCCAUCCCAGCCAUUACAAUGAGCCAAUCCUCCUAUAGCUCCUCCCACCAGCCUCCUAUGGCGUGUACACAGAACUAAUAAAAUCACCCCUUACCCAGAUUGUUCUUGAAGACUGUUUCUAUUGUGCUCCGUUAUAACAUCAUGUAUCACAAUUGAAUGUCAAGGAUCUCAGGGAUGACAUGUUGAUACAUGAAUGACAUGUUUUCUGUCAAUCUGAAACCACAAUGUGGGAGUUUACUGUAAUUUAUGCUGUGGCACUAACAUAUGUUGGCAGACAGUUUCAACCACAAAAACCAGGGUGGUUUUUCUCGCAAAGAAGGGCGCCUAAUUUUUUUUUUUUUUUUUAAGGCAGACAUUGAAUAUCCCUUUGAGCAUGGUGAAGUUAUUAAUUAAUUACACUUUGGAUAGUGUAUCAAUAUGUCCAGUCAGUACAAAUAUACAGGCGUCCUUCCUAACUCGGUUGACCAAUGGUGACUUUUUAAAACAGUGAAGAAUGUAAUGGCAGUAAGGGAAAAAAGGCCAUGCCUGUGCACGUGACUUUCCCCACAGUCCCAUUAGGGUGAUUUCUCCCUUUCUCAGCUGUCUAUCAACAGCCUCCUUGAUUCCAAGGCCCGAAUGCAUAUUUAGACUCUGACCCAUCCCAGGUCAGUGGCUGUCGUUGUCGGCAGGUGAAGACCCAAGUUAUCAGUGUUUUUACCAGGAAGAUUGUGUGUGCAUCCAUAAAGUGGUUUGUGAGUUUAUACUUGUGGGUUUUAUGCUGUUAGCAAUUCUGACUCACUUAUUGUUACUUCCUUACAUUUUAACUGCACAUGCAGUGCUGUUUAACAUGAAGCUAAUGUUUGUGUAUAUUUCAGAUAUGACAUCCAUGGUAUUUACAGUUGAAGUCAGAAGUUUACAUACACCUUAGCCAAAUACAUUUAAACUCAGUUUUUCACAAUUC